GUGAAAAGCCGCCUGGGCCGGUGUGCGAGCCAGUCUGUCCCCCUGCCCGUCGGGAGCAGCGUGUGAGGCCGCGUCCGCUGUUAGACUCGCCCGGCUCCUUCUUCGCCGUGCUUCGUGCCUGCGCCCCCGGAACAGUGACCCCCGACCUGCCCGAGGCCGGCCGGGAUGGGAGUGCAGGUGGAGAUCAUCUCCCCCGGAGACGGGCGCACCUUCCCCAAGCGCGGCCAGACCUGCGUGGUGCACUACACUGGGAUGCUUGAAGAUGGGAAAAAGUUUGAUUCCUCUCGGGACAGAAAUAAGCCCUUCAAAUUUGUGAUGGGCAAGCAAGAGGUGAUCCGAGGCUGGGAAGAAGGAGUUGCCCAGAUGAGUGUGGGCCAGAGAGCAAAAUUGAUUAUCUCACCAGACUAUGCUUAUGGUUCUACUGGGCAUCCAGGCAUCAUUCCACCAAAUGCUACUCUCCUCUUUGAUGUGGAACUUUUAAAAUUGGAAUGACAGGAAUGGUUUCUUCCCCUAGCUCCCUGUUUCUUGAAUUGGACACAUGGAGGAGUCCAGAGUCUCAGCUUCAAGAAGAAUGCACAUGAAUUUGUAUGGAGCUUUUCCCUGAUAUUCCACUACAUUCAUUGUAUAAACAUAUACCCCGAUUGAAUGUGUUAUCACUUGGCUUUGCUUCCAACUCUUCCUCCUUGUACAUGUGUUGUCUCUAAACUAUACACCGUAAACCUCAACUUGUCAAGUCAUUCAUCUUUUUGUUUUUUGGGGUCUAGAUUUAAAUUGAGAUCUUUUGGGUAUAGAUUUAAGAUUAAGUGUUUGAUCAAGCAUUAACAGCACACAGAUGGGUUAACCUUAGAAUAGGAAUUGUUUGGACAAAGAAAAUCUUUGUCCCUUUUAUUUUUUUUUGGAUGAAAUUUAUCUAUUAUGUAUUAAAACAAAUUUUUUUUUUGCUGCUGCUGUAAAGCCAUAGCAGAUCGAGGAGCUAUUGAGGGCUGACAUAUUCUCCAUGUUGAAUGAUUUCCUUGGAGCAUAUCAGUCACCCUGUCCAAAAUGAAGGUGGGGAAGGAGAAGCUGCUUCAACCACCCAACCCUCCUUCCCCUCCCCCUCUUAACCUCUGCCUUUUGAAAGCAGAUAUUUUCAAUGCAGUGUUGGACGCGCCACUUGGUGUCUUAUCUACAGGACAACUUGGGUCAAUAUUAAACCCACUUUGUUGAUGCCUGACUCUUUUUUUCCAUCUUGUGGUUUUCUAAUGGAUUUGGAGGACUUUUUUUAAUCUCCAGUAGCCAUCAAAGCUCCACAACUACCUAAAUUCCAAGAACUUGAAUUGAUUGUUAAAUUGAAGGUGCUGUUUGUAGAAAUUUUCAACACAGUGAAAGCCCAGUCAUCGUCACAGGAAAUCGUUGCGUGUUCUCUAUAAAAAAAAAAACAAAAAACAAAACUGAUGCUGGUCAUCACAGCUUCAACAUCUCCUGUUUUUGAUGCUCAGCUCCCCUACUGCUAAUCUCCCUCCCUCCACCUCCACCUUCUUCUCUCCUACUCCCAUCUCCCUUUUGCUGUCCUGUGUAGUGAUUUGGUAAGAGAAACUGCCACCACCCACUCUCCCUCUACCACAUAUGAGUUUCAAGUUUUAUUAUUGCAAUAAAAUGCUUUAUGCUGGCUUUUCUCAA
This is a messenger RNA of Gracilinanus agilis (Agile Gracile Mouse Opossum), 1659 nucleotides long. It is a transcript of the gene FKBP1A, whose product is annotated as FKBP prolyl isomerase 1A. The coding region runs from base 166 to 492 and encodes 108 amino acids. NCBI's taxonomy places the organism in Eukaryota, Metazoa, Chordata, Mammalia, Didelphimorphia, Didelphidae. The record is from RefSeq and is a predicted model, not a curated record. The transcript has 5 exons. Gene Ontology annotation, molecular function: peptidyl-prolyl cis-trans isomerase activity.